UUUUCUUUCUUAUUUUUUUUUUCCAUGAACAUAUGCGUGUUUGAAUGUUCGAUUAAUAAAGAUGGUCAAAGUGGAUCAACAAAACCUUUUUUUCUUAACGAUUAACUAAUUACCCUUAGACUUUCAAUAUUUUUCUAUUACCAUUAAAUUGAAAAAUUAACAGGGUUACUAUUCAAUUAAUUAAUAGUCUUUUCUAAAUUUAUUCAAGAACUAUUUCCCACAAACAUAUACGUGUUUGAAUGGUUGAUGAAACUCGAAUCUUUUACGGUCAAAUCUUAUGCAAAUAGUCUAUAUAUUAACGAUCAACUCGAAUAUUUUACACACAUCCAUAUUUUAUGUAUUUAUUUACAUAUGAAAGAUCCUCCAAUAAUUCUUUGUUUCUAGAUGACUGCUGUACUGAUUCUGAUCACUCCAAUAUUUUGAAUAACAAAUAGCUAUCCACCUCACGAUUGUUCAGCAAAACUAAACAUCAUAGUUUAUGAUUCGUCUUUUUUUGUGCACCUAUAGUUUAUGAUUCAUAUAUAUAUAUAUACUAGGUGACUCACCCACGUAUACACGCAGAAUGAUUUUUUAUAAAAAAAAUUAAAUUGCAACAGUUAUUAAUAUUUAAUUUUGUUUAGUUUUACAUAUUUUUUGAGUUAUUAAGUUGCGAUGUGUUUGAUUUUAAAGAAUAUUUAACUUUGCGAUGAUAUUUGUUUCUAAAAUUCUAGUUUGAUUUUAAUCUAGUGCAAUUAGUUUUUUAUUGUUUAUAUGUUUUUUUUAAUUUUGGGUUUAUAUUGGAGUUUUUGAAUAGUUGAAAUUUUAUAAUCACUUAUAAAAUUUAUAACUAAUAAAAUUUCAAAAAUAAAAAAUAUUGUUUAAGACCAGUUUGAAACUGCAUUAUUUAAAAUAUAACUUUACAAUAAAAAAGUUACACAUUAACAUAAACUCAAUUAAAUCUACUUAAUGUUUAAGAAAACUUCUUUGUAAACAACAUAUUUGUUUUUUUUUUUGUGAAGACAACACUAAAUAAAAAUUGUAUGCAUCGAAUUCUAAACUGAAAUCUUAUUUUUGACGGAGUAAAAAACAUUAUAAGUAUUAAAACCCUUAGAUGAUACUGUUACAAUUGACUUCAUAAAUAAUAUUAUAGUGAUAUAUAUAGAUGUUUACCUACACAAACUACAUCUCUCGUACAUUCAUCAUUUAUACUGAAACCAAUGGUUCAAUAUAAAAUGAAACUAGAUUAUAGGUUCAAAGGGAUAAGCAACUAAAGAUGAUGGACAUUGUGAGCUGGCUUUACUGUCGAUGAAUAUCCAUCACUCGAGGACUACAAUCAGUGUUAUCUUACAGUCUUACAUAUAACUAUUCUUGUCGCAUAUCUCAGAGAUUUUAACCAAAAAAAUCUCAGAGUGAUUCUAUGAAUUGUAACUCCCGGGUUGUAUUGUAUCACAUGAUUUUUUUUUCUUCAUUUCUUUGCACGUACGUACGUUUUUACGUUGAAAAGAUCCGUGCAACCUUAUAUUUUUGGUAAAACGUGCAACAUUAUUUUUUGGUAAAACGUGCAACGUUAUUUGAGUGAUAUCAAGUAAUUUGUUUUUGUUACAAAGAGUUAUAUGAAAUAAUUAGAUAUGUUCGAUGUUCCACAAUGAAUUACUUGCAUGUAAUCAUUUUCAUCAAGGACUUAUUCAAAUUGAUUUCUCUGCUUUUGAAAUGACAAUUACCAAAUAAAAGACAUUAAACAUUGACCUCUAGCCGGUAUAUGAUAUGGGUCUUGAAAGAAUGAGACUAGGGUCGUCCACUAUGAAUAUAUAAAUAAAUAGACGAUAGUGAUUAAUGGAUUAAGUUAGAAUCGAAUAUGUUAAAACUUUUUGAAUUUUUGAGCUACUUUUUCAAGAUCAACGUGAUUUUUUAACCGAAAAUACGAUGGUGCAAUUAUACUGUAAAGAAAACUUGUUAAACAAAAUGCUCGGCUUCGUAUUCCUGAAAACUUAAAUAUAUAUCAUACUGAUGGUAAAAAUAAAAAUCGAAUAUUAUUUACCUAUAUAUGAACAUAUAAUUUCUCACGCGCUCUAGUUGCCCUGAUUGAAUACACGUUAACAAGAAUUCAAUAAAGAUGAUGAAAAGCUAUAAAGUUGAAGCACUCUUAUUAUGAUAAAACUUUUUUAAUCAUAAUUAAAUCGUGUUUUGCAAAAAAAGAAGUCAUAAUUAAAUUAUACAAAUGUUAAAUUAAAUCAUAACUACUCUCGUUGUCUCAGUCUCUCUCCUUGACCUAGGUGUAUAUAUAAACGAACACGAGUGCUCUGGUCCUCAUCAGAGAAACACAAGACAUAAACCAAACAUUAAACAAAAACUAAGUACAUAGAUUAGUGACAAGAAGCGAAAUGAAGUUCGGGAAGGAGUUUUCAUCUCAGAUGGUGCCAGAGUGGCAACAAGCUUACAUGGAUUACGGCUUUCUCAAAACCCUACUCAAAGAAAUCAUCCGGUUCAAACUCAGAACCAACAAUGCAGCUCCACGUGGUGGCGCCAAGAAUCACCUCGGCGGUGAAGGACUAAACCGGAACAUGACACUUUACCGCGCGUUUAGCGGCUUAGUCUCAAUUUCAAGAAGGCAAAGACACGGCAACUCUCACGACGUCGAGGAAGGGGUGCAGUUAACGACGACUACGACUACGGGGCCGAUUCUUGUGAACACCACGGUGGAUCGCGGUUGCGAGACGACGUUUCUGAUGGCCGCGGAGGAAGGAGGAGAGUACGAGCUGGUGUUUUUCCGGAGACUAGACGACGAGUUCAACAAAGUGAGUAAGUUUUACAAAGAGAAAGUUGAAGAAGUGUUGAAAGAAGCGGUGGUGCUUAACAAACAGAUGGACGCUUUGAUCGCGUUUCGUGUCAAAGUGGAGAAUCCAGAAGGGUGGGGAUGGGAUGAACGGACGGUGGAGAUCAGCCGUUUGGCUUCCGAUAUCGCUACUUCCGCCGCUACUCUCUCCGCUUCUACUCCCGCCGGAGCUAAGUCCAUGAAAGUUCGAAGUCAAGCUCAUAUGGAGGCAAUACAUGAAGGAGGGUCGAGCAGAGCUGGGCAACUAGAAGAUAAUGAUGAAGAAGAACAACGAGAAGACAUCAAUGAAGUGAAGACAACAAGGAUGAGAGCAGUGAGACCAGCUCCGUUAAAUAUUCUAGACCGAGUCAGUAUCAACGACACCAAAGAAACGCCUCGUUCCACCAUCAAAGGAGUUCUCCAGGUUCCGAAGCAGACCGACUUAAAGUUCAGCAGAGAAAAUCUGAUGAGAGUCGAGGAGAAGCUGAGGCACGCUUUCAUCGUGUUUUAUCAGAAGCUGAGGCUUCUCAAGAGUUAUAGUUUCUUGAAUGUAUUAGCGUUCUUGAAGGUAUUGAAGAAGUAUGAUAAGAUAACUUCAAGGGACGCAACGAAGCAUUACAUGAAAAUGGUUGAUUGUUCAUACCUUGGAAGCUCUGAUGAUGUUGUGCGACUCAUGGAGCGUGUUGAAGCCACAUUCAUAAAGCAUUUUGCAAAUGCUAAUCGAACCAAAGGAAUGAGCAUUCUACGGCCUAAAGCGAAACGAGAGAGACACAGAAUUACAUUCGCCACUGGUUUCUCUGCGGGAUGCGUAUUCUCUCUUAUAGUGGCUCUUGUCGCGAUCAUCCGCACACGAAAUCUCUUGCAGGGGGACGGCCAGAAGCAGUACAUGAAUACUAUGUUCCCUCUUUAUAGCUUGUUCGGUUUUAUAGUGCUGCACAUAAUAAUGUAUGCUGCUAAUAUAUACUACUGGAGGCGAUAUAAAGUGAACUAUUCAUUUAUAUUUGGGUUCAAGCAAGGCACUGAACUUGGUUACAGACAAGUCCUGCUUGUGGGUUUCACCAUUGGUGUCUUUGCAUUGCUUUGUGUUCUUGCGAAUCUUGACAUGGAGGCAGACCCCAAAACCAAAGGCUAUCAAACAUUAACUGAACUUCUUCCUCUUUUCCUACUUAUUGCUAUGUUUGUGGUUCUAGUCUUGCCAUUCAACUUCUUUUACCGCUCAAGUCGCUACUUCUUUCUCGCUUGCGUGUUUCGUUGCCUCGCCGCUCCUCUUUACAAGGUAACAUUGCCUGAUUUCUUCUUGGCGGAUCAGUUUACUAGCCAAGUUCAAGCUCUUAGAAGCAUCGAGUUCUAUGUUUGCUACUAUGGUUGGGGAGACUUCAGACACAGAAAGAACACUUGUAACACUAGUUUGUACAACAGUUUCUUGUUCAUUGUUGCUGUCCUCCCUUAUGUCUCCCGCCUCCUUCAGUGCCUGCGACGGCUGUUUGAGGAGAAGAACCCGGAGCAAGGGUACAAUGGCAUCAAGUACUUAUUAACUAUAGUAGCCGUUUGCUUGAGAACUGCUUACAGUUUCCAUAAAGGUAAUAUCGCUUGGAGGAUGGUAGCCGCUAUCUCCUCAGCUGCAGCUGCUAUAUUCUCUACUUACUGGGACUUUGUUCAUGACUGGGGUCUUCUUAACCGGACAUCGAAAAACCGCUGGCUUCGAGAUAAGCUCAUCAUACCUCAAAAGAAAGUAUACUUCAUCGCCAUGAUUUUGAAUGUCCUGCUGAGAUUUGCGUGGAUUCAGACGGUUCUUGAUUUCAACUUCUCCUUCAUGCAUAGACAGACAAUGGUUACCACUGUUGCUAGUCUUGAGAUAAUUCGUCGUGGUAUAUGGAGUUUUUUCAGAUUAGAGAAUGAGCAUUUGAACAAUGUUGGGAAAUACAGAGCCUUUAAGUCUGUUCCACUACCAUUCAACUACGAUGAAGAUGAAGACAAAGAUGAUUAAAGUUUCAUUGAGUAUACUCUUUAGUCACCAAAGUCCAUCAAACUGUUUACACAGUCUUAUCUUGUAAUCGUAUUGAAAACAUAAUAGUAUUAGACUAUUAGUCAAAGUUCAAACUAUUUACUAUUUAAUUCAGUUGCAUCUGAUUAUUUUCUUCCUAUUCAACUUGCUCCUUUGAGCCUUAUUUAUUUUAUUUUUUUUUUUUUUUUUGUCAA
This is a messenger RNA of Brassica rapa (field mustard), 4990 nucleotides long. RefSeq names its product phosphate transporter PHO1 homolog 3. Lineage: Eukaryota; Viridiplantae; Streptophyta; Magnoliopsida; Brassicales; Brassicaceae. Gene Ontology annotation, molecular function: phosphate transmembrane transporter activity; inositol hexakisphosphate binding. The record is from RefSeq and is a predicted model, not a curated record. Gene Ontology annotation, biological process: phosphate ion transport; cellular response to phosphate starvation. Gene Ontology annotation, cellular component: cytoplasm; trans-Golgi network; Golgi apparatus.